This is a messenger RNA of Oryzias latipes (Japanese medaka), 3001 nucleotides long. The record is from RefSeq and is a predicted model, not a curated record. Lineage: Eukaryota; Metazoa; Chordata; Actinopteri; Beloniformes; Adrianichthyidae.
UGUCCUUGUCCUUUAUGUCCAGCAGUUUUAGAUGUCUUUUCUGACGUGGUCAUUGUGAACCAUUUUCAGAAUCACUGGAGGAUUUCCAUCUGUUGUUUUGUUGAAAAACAUUGCAGUUAGUUACUUUGUCCACUAGAGAGCAGCAGGGCUUGGUCAGUUGUGUCGAGCACAUACAGUGAACAUUAAUAUAUAUUUAAUUUAAUGAACAAACUUUAAUUCAUCCUACCAGUUUUCCGUUAUUGUGAAUUCUUGGUUUUAUUAUAAACUUUGGUGUAUCCGUCAGUUUAAACAGUGGUGUAAUUAUCAUGCCAGAACAGUAGGUGGCAGCAGGAUGUUUUAGUCAGCAGGAAACAAGGAAACAGGAAGCGCUUAAGUGUUAGCAGAGAAAAACGUCGGAUUUGUAUGUUUUCUGUUGAUUUUUAGUUUUAUUUGUGUUUAUUUAUCGACACAUUAUGACUCAUACAGUUGAUUGGUCUUAUUUAAUUCCGACUUUUCUCUUUGAACUCUGCGAGAAUUGCCCAAAGGACAGUUAAUGAAUGGAACUUUGUGGCGAUCAGUUAGCUUUUGUUGUUCAGUCACAGCAGUGCAUCAUGGGAAUUUUUUUUUAAUCGACGUUCAAUGUUUAAUAUGUUAGUUUAUCGUUUGCGGGUGUGUUUGUGUAGCACAGUGUUGAAUGUGUAUCCUGAAGUGUGUGGUUAAGUCAGUAUGAGGAGUUUGAAAGGACCUUAAAGCUGCACAGUGUGUGUGUGAAAGUGGUGUGUGGGUGUGACAUGAACAACUCAUACUUACCUGGCAGGGGAGAUACCAUGAUCAUGAAGGUGGUUCACCCAAGGUAAAUGCAUGAAGGUCUACUUCCUGUUGGACGCGUUCUACUGGUGAGUGACGGGAUAAAUUCCAGGUGACUCAGCCCGCUGCUUUCAUUUUGAGUCUGUCUGUGGAGAGCACAGGUGGGGGCUGAUCGGCAGCGACUCGCCUUGCUGUGAGAAGCACCGCUAACAAGACGAGGAAGGCGCUUCGGUGACUUCGGUUUCCCUGGAAAGGCAAAGUGAAGACGGCAUGAGGACCGAAGGACACAGACCACACAAUGUGAAAUAACCUGGAGGAGAUUUUUCUGCUGAUGUUCAACAGAUGGAUCGGCGAUUCUAAUGAGGCAUUUCCAGCUCUGGAAUGUACAAAAUGUGGCCGUGUUUCUCAGUAUCACAUAUAUGUGCCACAUAGCCGGAUGCAUUUCCAUCCGUUCUGCGCAGAGGAACCUCAGCAGGUCGGUCCAGGAGGACGCGCUCUUCUCGGUGGAUGUGUCUUCUACUGGUGUCCCCACAGUACAAUGGACCUUCAUGUCGGGAGCGGAGAGCCGCUUCAUAGGGAUUUGGCAGCCUGGGGGGGACACCAAUCUGACAGCAGAUUACAGCAGCAGGGUAAAGGCCUACGAAAAUGGCUCCAUGGUUCUGUUGGACCUGCGGCUGCAGGACACUGGGUUCUAUCUACUCACCGUCACCGAGGAGGCAGGAAGCAGCAAGGAUGUGGGCUUUGUCCUGAAAGUGAACGAGGUGCUGUAUGAGGACCUGCAGUACCUGUCCAUCACCGCUUUAGCUCUGGGCGUGGUGGCGGCGCUGCUCAUGCUGGUCACAUGGCUCCUGCACAAAGCCUGCAUGAAGGUAAAGGCGUGGAGGCAGAGGAGGCGGAUGCCAGAAAAGGAUGAAACGGAGCUACAAAGGCUUGAAACUCAACCUGUGCAUCAGAGCUGAAGGAAAACAGGGAGGACCUUUGUCUGAUUUUACUUUUUGUUUUUAAUGGUUUAGAUUUUAAGUAGAGCGACGACUUCAUCCAGCCUGUUGACUGAUGCUGCUUUCUGGAAGGCCUGUAAACAUGCGACACUGACAAACACCUGAGUAUUUGUUGUAAAAAAAUGAACAAACUGAUGUUGACAUAAAAUGAUUUGCUAGUGUUCGUGUUCUGUCAAAGAUUUCCACCCUAAAACUGAUGGUUCAGACAAUCCACACGUCAGUCUCAGCAGAACUUUAUGAAGUGUUCAAAACGAGCCGUUUACAGAUCUGCACAGAAACGUUUUUUUUCUGCGAUGUUUUUAUGGACACGGAGUCAGCGCGGCCAUGAGGAGCUCCAUCUUGUAGACGAAGUUGCGUCCCUCCAUCUUGCUCCAGUGCACCUCCUUGUGUGGUCCUCUGAGGUGGCUCCACUUGGAGUCCUGGAUCACGUCGCUUUUGGGCAGCUCUUUGGACUGGCUGCGGGGGAACUGGACCAGAACCUUGCAGCCGCUCUCCGGCCCGUUGCGCACUAAACGUGACACAAAGAAACAUCUGGAUUAGUCUUUUCUUCUGAAAGGAGACAGUUAAUGUGUGAAGAAAACGUCCAGGGUUGUUCGCUACGCGGAUUUAUGUCGAUACACAGAAUUCCUGACAUUCGUCUGAAGGAUCAGACCUCCAGCCUGUGUCAACUUGUCCUCUGUUCUCUUGUUCUCUCUACUCUGGUAAGAAGUUCUUAAAGUUGACAGGAACAAAGUGGACUGUAUGGUUUGAGAUAAAGAGGAAGUUCUGAUUCUUCUGCACAUAAGUUCUUCCAGCCUUUGGAAUGAAGCUCUGUGAGCCGUUUCCCUUGAUCGUUGCUGAGAUGUUUCUAUAUCUUAGAGUUUUGGUGAGGAAUCCAAAGGCCGGCAUAAAGUCUGAUCUCUAAGGAAGCCUUCAAGGUCCAAUAGAGCAGAGCGGAGCCAUCGUCCUAAAAAUGGAAGGCGGUCAGAAUCACCACGACUGCAGAGGAGCGAUCAAGAAUUUGAUGGUUCUGAUUCUUCUGUGGAUGGAAGAACUUUCCAGACGGACAGGAAUUAGAAGAACGACAGAAGAGACGUCUUCAAAGUGCAAAGACUUUCAUUCAUUCUUGAAACUUUUACCUUUUUGCAAACUUUGACUUAUGUAAAUAAUUUUGUGGACUAAGUUAUUAAAAUAAGGUUGGAAAAUGUGGGGGAAAAAAUAAAACCCUGUGAAAAAAA